This is a messenger RNA of Acanthaster planci (crown-of-thorns starfish), 2168 nucleotides long. RefSeq names its product transmembrane protein 256-like. The record is from RefSeq and is a predicted model, not a curated record. Lineage: Eukaryota; Metazoa; Echinodermata; Asteroidea; Valvatida; Acanthasteridae. Gene Ontology annotation, cellular component: membrane.
CAUGGCGGCGUCUGGUGGUCGAGUUGGUUCAUUGUUUGUACGGUUAGCUGGAUUGUCAGGUGCAUCCGCUGUAGGCUUGGGAGCCUAUGGAGCACACGUGUUGAAGCCUAAGGCUGACCUUGAACAUGAGCAACAGGUGUUCGAUUCGGCCAACAAGUACCAUUUCCUGCAUACUUUGGCCCUUCUUGCAGUCCCACUAACGAGACGGCCUAUGUUGGUUGGCUCCUUGAUGGUCACCGGGAUGACCAUGUUCUGCGGCCCAUGCUAUUACUAUGCAAUGACUAGUGACCCCUCUCUGGUGAAAGUGGCGCCAUACGGAGGGACCCUACUCAUUGUUGCCUGGGCUGCCAUGGUUCUGUGAUUCAAAUGGAAGAAUAUGGACCGCCUCUACGAAGCACCUGACCCAUACUGAACAAAUCACACAGGGCACCCCGGUACUCGGGGUUGUUUUGUAACCCCCUCUGUCUAUCCAAUGGUAAUUAUUUAUUUUUUAAAAUUUAAUUAAUUGAUUUAUUAACUCCCCGGGGUGUAUGUAAAAAAAAUCAAAUUGAACCUGAAAAUUGAGGACUUUCAGGGUUAACGUAAUAAAAUGGAAAACCGUCCCCAAUUAUCCUCCCGUAAAACAAGUCAGUGCGUUUUGCGUUAUGGCAAUUCACUGGUUUCUGCUCUUAAUCUUUGUAUGGGUUGUUUUAAAUACUUCAAUGACCUUCUUUAAUAAUUAGGAUUUCAACACCUCAGCUAUCCGUUUUGGAACAAAAAUCAGGAUGAAUUAUUGUAAGGAACAUUUUCUUUUGACUUGCCUUACGUAGCGGGACUUCCUGAAAAGACAAACCAGAACAAAACAGUGUCAGAAUUUAAAAACUAGAGAGUUUAGUUUGAACUACAUCAUAGCAAAAUGCAACAAAGAUAAGCGUAAAACUAAACAAAAUAAAGAUUCUUACUUUAGAAACCAACAUCACUGUCGACCAGUGUUGGCAUAUGCCUAUUCCUAUGAAUCAGUUUCACAAAGCUUCUGCACACUAUUUUUGGAAUUAUCAUUGUUAAUUUAUAGGGCAAAAUCAAAUGGAGUAUUUCAAAGACUUAGCUAUUUUACAAACAUCUGGAACACUUCCCCGACUUGUUCAGUUUGAACAAGUCGUAAAGUCGUAAAUAUAUGAAAUUCAUAUUUCAUAAUUCAGUGUCGAGUACCUGUCAUUAAGAGUAGCGUUCAUUUCAUUGAAUAGGUAAUUGUGAUGUAUGGUGCAAUGUUUUAUGGAGUCGGCCCGAGAUUGUCUUUUUUACGGUACAGUCCGAAUUGAGAGAUAAAAAUGAUAAUUUAUUCUUAAACCGUAAACAUCAGAGUGUUUGGCAAAAUUGUAAAGGUAGAUCUAGGUAAGAUGUAUCUCGCACCAAGCGACGUACAUGUAAAUCAUUCCGUGCAUAUUUGUCGCGGAGCUUCUGAUUAUAUUCUUAAGUUCCGCCCAGAUCUGAUUUGUCAGUUUUUUUUAAGUACAUGUAUAAUCUAAACACGAAUUGUUUAUUGUACAUUUUGAAUUUCUGGAGUUGAGACAACUAUCAGAAGCAAGCAGUUAGGGCCAAGUGUUGUCUGUCAAAUAACUUAGUAUUCGAAAUUCUGCCAGAGUCAUUUUUUUUCUUUCAACUCCCUUCGGUGUAUGGCUUAAUAUUAGUCUAAAUCAUCUGGCAGAAGGGUAAUAAAUCGAUCUGCCUUUGUUUUUACAGAACUGAUGGUUGUUCCAAGUCGUUAUCUUACGUGUCUGUUGCCGUUGUAUCAAUGCAUAUAAUGAAAUAAAAUGAGUUUAGUUUUAUAACUAAAACGUUUUCGCCAGUAUGAUUUUUCUGGAUGACUAAAAGUAAAUAAAGAGAACGAAAUGUUUCUUUGGUGGGGGAUAGUCCGGCAGCCAGAAGGGUGAACCCUGCUUCGUUGGAUACAUUAUGCUUUUUCGUAUAUUCUGAGCAAGGAGGUCGCACUUUUGAAGAAUUUACGAUGAAACCUUGGACAAUUUCAGACACUAAUUAUUUCUGUUUUCGUGGAUAGUUUAUCAAUACAUGCUAUGUUAGCACGGUUAAAAGCAAAAAAAAAAAGACUAACAAAAUGUCAAUAAAACCUAAUGGCCCCCAUUUACAUGUUAAAAUGGAUACAGAAUAAAAAAUUUAAAAUGUAGAACUGA